Messenger RNA from Mytilus trossulus (common blue mussel), 3441 nucleotides. RefSeq names its product zinc finger and BTB domain-containing protein 41-like. The record is from RefSeq and is a predicted model, not a curated record. Gene Ontology annotation, cellular component: chromosome. The transcript has 9 exons. Bases 277 to 2484 code for a protein of 735 amino acids. Gene Ontology annotation, molecular function: chromatin insulator sequence binding; protein binding. NCBI's taxonomy places the organism in Eukaryota, Metazoa, Mollusca, Bivalvia, Mytilida, Mytilidae. Gene Ontology annotation, biological process: regulation of transcription by RNA polymerase II.
GAUGGUUAUUGGAGCAGACCUUGAUAGCAAAAUAAUAAUAACAGUCAUGAUAGUCUUGUCACUAAACAUUUAUCAAGUUGUCCUACAAAUAAUAUGCACAAAAAAACACACAAAUAUAUGUCCAUAGUUUAAUAUGUUUUGCAAAUUGCAAUAUAGGGAAUAUCAAUAUGCAAUACAAGGACAGCAUGGUUAUAAUGGUUAGAAGUUUAAAAGAAGACCUUUGUACUAGUAUAUAUCAAUACUAACCAUAUAAUAGUACAUGUAACAUAGAUUGGAAUGGAUGAAGUGAUCAGUGUUUCUGUACCGGGAUAUAAAGAUCAAGUAUUCCACUCACUGCAUCAGUUACAGCAAAGGGGAGUUAACUGUGAUGUAACACUACAAGCAUGUGAUGGCACUGCAAAUAUACACAGCAUUAUCUUAGCAGCCAACAGCGAAAAACACAUCUACAGCAAGAUAUCACAAACAAAUGAAAACCAUCAAGUUGACUGUACAAAAUACCAAAUUCAUGUAAUUAAAGCUGUCGUGAUAUUUUUAUAUUCUGGAGAAUUAGUUAUUGAAAAAAGUUUUUACAAUGAUCUUGUACAACUCUGUAAAGACUUAUAUUUAAGCUCUGCAUGUGAUUCAUUUAAUCACCAGUAUCAAAUUACAAAGGUACAUCCUAGUACUUAUGAUAAAGAUGGUGUCAAAGAGAAAACAGUUUUUGAAAGAGAACUAUACAUUCACUCAAAUAAUAGUAAUUCAUCUUAUGAAAGCACCAGUACAAUUCCUUUAGGAAAUGAUGAUCUUCCAGCUACACCAAUGAAAACAGUCAGCAGAGGUGACAGUUUGUACCUGAAGGUGACUGAUCUUAAAAAUGAUCAGGGAACCAGUAGUGAUGACAAUAACAUGGAAACCAGCUCAGUUGAAUAUGGUUGCACCAAUGACUCUAGACCCUCCAGUUCUUCACUUGGUGAAAACCUUAUAAAUCAAAUAGAAAAUAUUGUAAUGCAAUGUGUUGAUAAUGAAAAAAAAGAAAAAAAAGGGGAUGUAUUUCCAGUGUUAACAAUGGAUAAUGAUAGCUCACCUGAAAAUUCUGAAAAAUCUGACAGUAAAUCAAAAUGUGAAGUGACAAAAUGUCCAAGCUUUAAUCAAAAUAAUACAUCUUUAGGUAGAAAGGCUACUAAAAGACCUUCUAGAUCAUUAAGUUCAGAUACAAAGGAAAAGCCAUCUAGAAAACAGAAAAAGACAUCAUUGAAUAAGAAGAGAAAAGUAACAAAGUUUAUUAAAAGUAAUAAACGCCAGAGAAAUAAUGACAAUGAUGAAGAUGCCAAAGAUCAUCAGGACUAUGAUAUGACUGAUGACACAACAAGCCUUAAACCUAAAAAACAAUGGAAAUGUACCAAGUGUAAUCUUAUAUUUCAGUCAUUUUCAGAACGAGCAGAGCACAUGAGGAAGCUUCACAAACCAUAUCCCUGUGAACUGUGUGAUUGGGUGGGCGUUCAGCCACAUCUGUACGCCUCACAUAUGUAUGGUCAACAUAAAGUUGUUAUAUACUCAGAAAGAUAUCCAUUGGUUCAAUGUGAUUUUCAGGGAUGCACAUAUAAAUGUUUGAACAUAAAUAUGAAAGAUCAUAUGAGAUGUCAUAAGUAUAAGAAAGAGAAGUUAGUAUGUCAUGUUUGUGGAAUGGAGUUCACAUCAGAAGGAGGCUUACGUGCUCAUUCAUCAUACCAUAAAGAAGAGGAAAUGAAGUUUAAAUGUAAAGAAUGUGAUAAAGUAUUUGGAUGGAAACAUGAACUAAGUAAACACCUAACUGCUGAACAUAAAACACACAAUCUUUGUCACCUGUGUCCAUUCAAGUCCAAGAAUAAGACGUCACUGAUUGUACACCUCCAUAAUAAACAUGCUGAACCUAUUCCAGAGAAAAUGAAAACGUAUAAAUGUGAUAUAUGUGAUUUCUAUUGUUUUUAUCCAAGUUAUCUAAAAAUACACAAACAAGAAAGUCAUUCAGAUUCCAUGAAUUUCCAAUGCAAUGUGUGUCCAAAAAAGUUUAAAAGUAAGAAAGCUUUAAGAAGUCACUGGGACUGUGCCCAUAGUUCAAACUUUUUUAAGUGUGACAAAUGUAGUUACACAACACGAUCACAGACCACACUACAAAUUCAUCAACAGAGUACACAUUCUGAAGCUCGACCAUUUUCCUGUCAUCUCUGCGAGUACAGCUGUAAAUUGAAAGGAAAUUUAAACAGUCAUAUGAAAAAUAUACACAAAUUAGAAAUAGUUUCUAUAAAUAAAUUACACGAAAAAGUUGUCAAGACAGGUAAAGGAUAUGAUGAAUAUAUGGAAGCUAGAAGAAAACGUUUUUUUGAACCAGACAAGACCUCAUUAGAAUUAAUAGAAACUAGACCACUUGAUCAGAGCUGUGGUGCUACUAUAGCAGAGGAUGAUACUGGAGAACAAUAUCAGGAUUUACUUAACAUUGUUAGAACCUGUAAUUUACCUUUGUCCUAACAUAAUGACAAAAUACAUGUCAACAGAUGAUAUGUAUGUAGAUCCCUCCGUUUAUGGAGCACCCCUCAAGAGCUGUGAGGGUACAGUAGAAUAUGUAUACACUCCCUUUAGGGAUUAAUGGAGAUGUGUCACUAACAUAUUUACAACAAUAUUAACAAGGACAAUCUCGACCCAAAAACGAGGGAGUAUUAGGACACCAGGCAGAAUCUGUUACUAUGCUAUACCGUACUGUGAAUUAAUUUAAUCUCACUGGUUUUUAUAAAUGUGGAUUAAGAGAGAAAAUUUAUCUACCUGGAUAUAAGGUUUUGCUAAAGUCUGCAAUUAUUUAGGAUUAGCCUAGAAAAGCAGUGAAAGUAUCAAUUAGUUGACAGAAAAAUAGCUGCAAUUAAGAUUUCAUUCUAAAUUCUAAUCCAUAUCAAUGAAAAAUCCUCUGAAAGUGUUACUGCACCUUGAAAAUUAGCGAUAAUGAUGCUAUUCAUGUUUUAAAAACAAAUUGCUCUUUUUAAAACGUGAGAAAUGAUAAGUAAUAAUUUAUUACUUGUAUGUAAAUCAAAUAUAGUCUACUCUGACAUAACUAAUGCAUACAUCAAACACAUAUUAAUUAUGUAAUACCAUAAAAUUGAGAAUGGAAAUUGGGAUUGUGUCAAAGAGACAACAAUCUGACCAAAGAGCAGAAAACAGUCAAAGGCCACCAAUAUAUUCGUUUGGUAUAGCAUUAACUUGUUGGAACUACUUUAAACAUACUUCAGUGUGUCUGUUCUCAAGAAUCAAGAUUCUCCAAACUGCUGAAUGUCCAAUUGAUUGACAUAAUAUACUCAUUGCAUGGUGGUUUCCAAACCUGUCUUUCUAUUUAUUAUUUUAUUGUAAGCUGUUGAUGUAAUAAUCAUGUAACUCACAAUGUGAGAAUUAAUGUGAAUUUAAUGAAAACAACUUCAAAUAAAAUUGUAGGUGUUUAAC